AUGUGCUUGUAUUCUGUCAAUGAGAUUAAUGAGAAACAGAGAGAUAUUCAUCACAAAUUAUUCUCUUAUCAUGGUGUCAAAGCAUGGUUUACAUUCUUGUUCUUCCUUCUCCACGUAAAUCAAUCUCACCACAAACUGGAAGAAGACGACAAUCUCAACCUGUUGUCCAUCUUUCCCGACAUGGCUGACGCUCAAGAAAAGGUUCAGAAAUUAAUUUCUGACCUUUCCUCUCCCUAUUUUCUGCACUCCGCUGAUCAUCCUCACACCCCUUUCGUUGAUAUUGCAUUGACCCACACCAACUAUGGGUCUUGGAGCCGUGCUGUUACCAUGGCCCUUUGUGCAAAAAACAAACUAUGCUUCAUCGACAACUCAUUGCCAAACCCGACUGAUCCAGACAUUCAAACCCUUUGGAAACGAGUAUCAACAAUGGUUCUCUCAUGGAUGCUCAAUAGCAUCAGCAACACCAUCACGCCUAGUUUGGCCAGUUGCCCCAUGACUCGUCGCUCGACUACUGGUUACUUUGUUACCCUUGGUGGCAGCCCUAAUUCCUGGCGUACUAAAAAGCAGAGUGUUGUCUCACGCUCCUCUGCCGAAGCUGAAUAUCGGGCCAUGGCUUCCACCACUUGCGAGUUAUUGUGGCUUCAUACUUUACUAUGCAACUUAGCGGUCCAUAUAUCAACCCCAAUCCAGCUAUAUUGUGACAAUCAGGCCGCCAUGCAUAUCGCUCGGAAUCCCGUUUUUCAUGAGCGUUCCAAACACAUUGAAAUAGACUGUCACCUCGUUCAUGAGAGGGUCCAACAAGGUCUUCUUCAACUUCAUCACAUUGCUUCCACUGACCAAUUAACCGAUAUUUUCACUAAAGCUUUGGGUGUCGACCACUUUCGUCUUCUCACGUUCAAGCUGGGCAUUACGUCCCUCCAUGCUCCACCUUGA
Messenger RNA from Rhododendron vialii, 933 nucleotides. RefSeq lists its product as uncharacterized. Lineage: Eukaryota; Viridiplantae; Streptophyta; Magnoliopsida; Ericales; Ericaceae. The record is from RefSeq and is a predicted model, not a curated record. The transcript has a single exon. The coding region runs from base 1 to 933 and encodes 310 amino acids.